AUGGGUCGCCUUCACAGCAACGGAAAGGGCAUAUCGGCCUCUGCAAUCCCCUACUCUCGAACUCCCCCGGCGUGGUUGAAGACCACCCCCGACCAAGUCGUUGACCAGAUCUGCAAGCUCGCAAAGAAGGGUGCUACUCCAUCGCAAAUCGGUGUCGUGCUCAGAGAUUCUCACGGUAUCGCCCAAGUCAAGGUCGUUACUGGUAAUAAGAUUCUCCGAAUCCUCAAGUCCAAUGGCCUCGCCCCAGAGAUUCCGGAGGAUCUGUACAUGUUGAUCAAGAAGGCCGUUGCUGUCCGCAAGCAUCUCGAGCGAAACCGCAAGGACAAGGACUCCAAAUUCCGAUUGAUUCUCAUCGAGUCCCGUAUCCACCGUCUGUCUCGAUACUACAAGACCGUCGGUGUCCUACCACCCACCUGGAGAUACGAGAGCGCCACUGCAAGCACCAUGGUCGCAUAG
Molecule: messenger RNA, 456 nt
Organism: Hyaloscypha bicolor E
Lineage: Eukaryota; Fungi; Ascomycota; Leotiomycetes; Helotiales; Hyaloscyphaceae
Exons: 4
Coding region: 1-456 (151 amino acids)
Biological process (GO): translation
Cellular component (GO): ribosome; cytosolic small ribosomal subunit; nucleolus
Molecular function (GO): small ribosomal subunit rRNA binding; structural constituent of ribosome
Source: RefSeq, a predicted model, not a curated record